AACUUGGUGGGCUUCUGCACGUGAGGUGUUACGCCCACACCUUAAACCUGGCUUGUCAGCGAGCGCUCAAGCUGCCGUCUGUGUCCAGGCUCCUGGCCAGGAUUAGGAGAAUUGUUUCGUUUUUCCACCGGAGCACCGUCGGCGCAUACGAGUUAGGAGAAAAGCAGAAGCUGCUGGGUCUGCCAUGCCACAAACUCAAAACAGACGUCAGCACCAGAUGGAACAGUGCCUUUGAAAUGGGGGAUCGCUUUUUGGAACAGCAGCCUGCUAUCUGCGCCACUUUACUCUCUCCCCAGGUGAGGAAAGGACAAUCACAAUCUGCUCUCUGCACUCUCAAUGAGACCGAUGUCGCCAAUGCAGAGCAUUUAGUUAAGGCCCUCAAGCCAAUGAAGGAUGCUACUACGCUUAUAUCAGAGGAGAGUAGCCCCACUGUGUGUUUGAUUGCCCCACUGCAAGCUCAACUCUGCCAGGAAACGACGGGCAACAUUGCAGAGUCAUCAAUUACCCGCGAUAUAAAGAAGGCGAUCAAUGAGGACCUCAGCAAAAGGUACACGUCUGACCUAGAGAGAAGAACACUUCGUUCAGCUUCUGCUCUGGACCCGAGAUUCAAGGGACUGCCUUUCCUUUCUGAAGAUGAUGUAGCGGAAACAUUUGGAAGAGUUGUUGCUGAAGCUGCAUCACUUGAGCAACAGGUAAGAGUGGAAGAACAUGAAGUCACAGAGGGCACCCAACCUACAGAGGAGCAGAACCAAAGCUCCCCCCCUGCCAAGAGAAGAGCACCAUCCUCUUUGUUGGAGAAUCUGCUGGGGAAUACCUUCUCUAGUGCAACUCAGCCCAUCUCUGCCUAUGCUCAAGCUGAGGAGGAGGUUAACAAGUUCCGUGGUGCUCCACCAGUUCCUCUCUCUGAGGACCCUCUCAGCUGGUGGAGGAAAAAUGAGAUCAUGUAUCCCCUGCUCUCCAAGUUGGGCAAGCGAUACUUUUGUAUUCCGGCCACCAGUGUCUCUGCAGAAAGAGUGUUCUCUACUGCAGGAGAUAUUGUGACUGCCCAGCGGAGCACACUCACACCAGAGCAUGUAGACCAGCUCCUGUUUUUACACAAGAACUUGCAUAUGCCAUGAGCUUGUUUUCUUUGUCAGAUCACAACACUUCAUUACUUAGAUAUGUUAACACAUUUCACCCCCUUUUCUCUGGCAACUUUUUUUUUGUGUACUAAAGAUGCAGAGACACUGCCUUGUUUCUGUGCUUUGAGAACUAUGUAUAUAUGUUAUUUUGUUGGUCCAAGUUGUGUUUUGCUAUUUAUACAGUGUGAGAUGCAGUUAGCUCUACGUUAGCCUAAUGAUUGG
This is a messenger RNA of Gadus chalcogrammus (walleye pollock), 1343 nucleotides long. RefSeq names its product E3 SUMO-protein ligase ZBED1-like. The record is from RefSeq and is a predicted model, not a curated record. NCBI's taxonomy places the organism in Eukaryota, Metazoa, Chordata, Actinopteri, Gadiformes, Gadidae. Gene Ontology annotation, molecular function: protein dimerization activity. Bases 237 to 1118 code for a protein of 293 amino acids. The transcript is spliced from 2 exons.